AUGGACGACGAAAGCUCACUUGGAUCCGAUUCUGAGAUCAAUGGAUUUACGAGCGAGAGACAGACUGACAAAUAUGGAUUCAUCGGUGGGGCACAACAAUACUCUGUUGAAUCAGCGCAAGAUGUGCCUAUACAAGUGAUCAGGCAACGAGAACUGAAAUGGAUUGACAUGUUGAGCCACUGGGACAAGUGGAUGAUCAAGAGAUUCAAUAAGGUGAGGCUGCGGUGUCAGAAGGGUAUCCCUCCUGCACUGCGAGGACGUGCGUGGCUUUAUCUCUCGGGAGGCAAAGUGAAAAGAGAGCAGAACCAAGGAAAGUUCCAGGAGCUGGAUCGACAGGAAGGCGACCCCAAAUGGGUUGAUGUGAUUGAGAAAGAUCUCCACCGACAGUUCCCGUUUCAUGAAAUGUUUGUGUCACGAGGAGGACAUGGACAGCAGGACCUGUUUCGUGUUCUUAAAGCAUAUACCUUGUACAGACCAGAGGAGGGGUACUGCCAGGCUCAGGCUCCUAUUGCUGCUGUGCUGCUUAUGCACAUGCCAGCCGAGGAUGCGUUCUGGGGACUGGUCCAAAUCUGUGAAAAGUAUCUUCCUGGAUACUACAGCCCUGGCCUGGAAGCCAUUCAGUUAGAUGGAGAGAUACUGUUUGCACUGCUGCGACGUGUUUCUCCGAUCUCUUAUCGUCAUCUGGAGAAGCACAAGAUUGACCCUAUUCUCUACAUGACGGAGUGGUUCAUGUGCGCCUUCUCCAGGACCCUGCCCUGGGCCUCUGUGCUGCGCGUAUGGGACAUGUUUCUCUGUGAUGGUGUAAAGAUUAUAUUCCGAGUUGGCUUGGUUCUGCUGAAAUGCAUGCUGGGUACUCGAGAGAAACUGAAGAGCUGCCAAGGCCAGUAUGAAACAAUGGAGCUGCUCAGAACCAUAGAGCCGCGCUACAUGCAGGAGAGCUUCCUUGUCAGAGAGAUUCUGGAGGUGCCAAUAACUGCCCGUGAUGUGGAGAGGGAGAAUCACAGCCAGUUGAAGCGCUGGAAGAAGAAACGCGGUGAGCUGAACUUCAAAUCUCCUCCCAGAAUGCACGGCGCACGGAUCAUAAUGCUCGCAGAACCGCCGCGCAGACAGGACCUGCAGCAGAAACCAACUAUCGUCUUGGAGCAGCCCUCACCGCAGAUCAAGAACGGCAAAGGGGACAAGAAAAGCAAGAAGAGGAGCAUGAAGAAGGCCGCGCCCGUGGAGGAAAUUCCCAAUCCGUACCAACUUCCGAAUGACCCUUCACCCCCACUCUCUUCCAACCCAUCACCCCCACUCUCUUCCAACCCAUCACCCCCGCCCACUUCUAACCCAUCACCCCUGCCCACUUCUAACCCAUCCACCCUGCCCACUUCUAACCCAUCAACCCUGCCCACUUCUAACCCAUCACCCCUGCCCACUUCUAACCCAUCACCCCCUCCUCCUGCCUUUGAACCCUCCCCGCCGCCCUCCGAGCCGCAAACCCCACCUGCUCCACACACCAGCCCUCACGCAGAGACUGUGCCAGAAACUGUGCCAGAGACCAUGCCAGAUGCCGCCCCUGGACCACCUCUCCAGGAGCCUUCGGUGCCUCCUGUUUUAGACCCUCCUCCCUCUGCCAAAGAAGCCCACCUCCAGGCCUCCACCCAGAGCCUUAGCAGCACAGAGCAGGACACCUACCUGUAG
Molecule: messenger RNA, 1683 nt
Organism: Knipowitschia caucasica
Lineage: Eukaryota; Metazoa; Chordata; Actinopteri; Gobiiformes; Gobiidae
Source: the annotation of a GenBank genome assembly